AUCUAUUAGAAAUAGCAGGUAGAUCUCUCAAAUCACAGUCCUUGAUGCACCAAGUUUAGAUAAAAGACUAGAUUGCCAUCAGCUGUAAGGCAGUAAUAGCUGCAUCCGUUAUCUGUCAGUACUUUUUAGAAAAGUUCAUAUUUAUAUGCUCUGUAAAAAUACUCGGUAAGUCGUAUAACUCUGAUCUAUGAUCGAAGACAAUCUUCCUGUUUUCAUUCAGACUUAGUGCAUCAAGAACUGUGGUUUGAGAGAGAUUUGGCUGACCAGAAGAGAAGGGCGCGCAGGCAGGGGACGAUUGGGCCUUUUCGAUCGGGGUAGCUGAGAGCGCUGGACGUGUGAGCGCUUCGACACGGUGAGGGACAGCAACUGCUAUUUUUAGCGUUCGGGUCGGGUCACGUGGAAGGGUACGUUACCACCGGAGAGGUCUGCGUCGACGAAGAGAUGAACCAAAUAUGACUGAGAGUGAAAAGAAAGCUACCUCUGAUGCAGAAUUUAAUGUAAAUGAUUACUGGAUCAAUCGGUGGAACACUGGAAAAAUCCGUUUCCACAGGGAGGAAAUGCACAUAUUAGCAGAUAAAGGGCAUAAUGUUGUUGGAGUUGACAUUGCAGAACAAGCUUUCCAGGAAUUCUUUACAGACCAGAAUUUGGAAUAUACUGUUGAAGAAUUAAAGGACAACACAGGAAAACUCUUUACAAGCAAAGAUGGGAAAAUCAAACUAUAUUGCAUGGAUAUUUUUAAAUUUUCAAAGGAUUUUGAAGGACAGUUUAAUGCUAUUUGGGAUCGAGGAGCUUUUGCUGCUAUCAUCCCCAAAACCAGAGAAAGGUAUGCCCAGGUGAUAAAAGGGUUACUUUCCCCUGACUGUCACUAUAUGAUUGCCACAAUGCAGUAUGACCUUUCCUUAUUUCCAGGUAAAUCAAGAAUGGUAGAGCAAGAUACACUAUAACCACUUGAAUAUAUGGAGAGAUUUUCCUUUCUUUGAAAAUCAUCCCUCACAAGAAUAUGAACCACUUAUAUUGAAGUUCAUAUAAAUUUCUAAGUAAACAUGAAACACUUUCCAAAAAGACUUAAAAAUAAGGACCUUUCAUU
Octopus bimaculoides (California two-spot octopus) is the source of this 1087-nucleotide messenger RNA. RefSeq names its product putative thiopurine S-methyltransferase. Gene Ontology annotation, molecular function: thiopurine S-methyltransferase activity. The record is from RefSeq and is a predicted model, not a curated record. Lineage: Eukaryota; Metazoa; Mollusca; Cephalopoda; Octopoda; Octopodidae.